Molecule: messenger RNA, 3667 nt
Organism: Anguilla anguilla (European eel)
Lineage: Eukaryota; Metazoa; Chordata; Actinopteri; Anguilliformes; Anguillidae
Product: rab GTPase-activating protein 1
Exons: 27
Coding region: 183-3440 (1085 amino acids)
Source: RefSeq, a predicted model, not a curated record
GCUGUCUAGCGUCUGCGCAGUAGGUUGGGGUUUGGUUUGUGUUUACAGCAGCCUGACUUGCUAGCUAGUAAUGUAGCUAGUGCAAUGUUAUGACAACCAUUUCUGGAAUAAAAAAAGUAUACAAGGAACAGGUGAUUUUAAUGAUUUAACCUCAUUCAUGAGCCGCGCUUGGUUUAACAGUCAUGGAUGACAAGGCCUCGGUUGGGAAAAUUAGCGUGUCGUCCGACUCAGUUUCCACCCUCAACAGUGAGGACUUUGUCCUGGUGUCCCGCCAGGGGGACGAAACGCCCUCCACUAAUAACGGUAGCGAUGACGAAAAGACAGGACUGAAGGUAAUUUCUGAGGAAGGUGUCAGCUUUAAGAUCGUGGGGAACGGCAGUGAGCAGCAGUUACAGAGGGAGUUGGAGGAUGUUCUGAUGGACCCGUCUGUGGCCGAGCAGGUGGGCGGAGCAGACCAGGUGGGCGGAGCAGACCAGGUGGGCGGGGAGGACCAUGGAGACGGCCUGGGGUACCCCACGACAGCCGCACCUCUGCAGGUGUGCCCCACGCCCCCCGGCACCCUCCCAAAACUGGAGCUCCCGGUCCAGUCUGCGCAGGACAGCGAGUUCACAUACAGGGAUGACUCGUCGGAGGCCAGCCCCGGCACGCCGGUGCCGGACGAGGACAGCGUGGUGUUCAGCAAGCUGACGUACCUGGGCUGCGCCUCGGUCAACGCCCCCCGCAGCGAGGUGGAGGCGCUGCGCAUGAUCAGCAUCCUGCGCAGCCAGUGCCAGCUGCCCCUCGACGUCACGCUGUCCGUGCCCGGCGUCUCCGAGGGAACCGUCAGGCUCCUGGACCCCCAGACGAGCACCGAGAUCGCCAACUACCCCAUCUACAAGAUCCUGUUCUGCGUCCGCGGCCACGACGGCACGGCCGAGAGCGACUGCCUGGCCUUCACCGAGAGCCACUACAACGCCGAGAUCUUCCGCAUCCACGUCUUCCGCUGCCAGAUCCAGGAAGCGGUCAGCCGGAUACUGUACAGCUUUGCCACGGCCUUCCGCCGGUCAGCAAAUAAGACGCCUCUGUCGGUCCAGCCCCCGCCCCUCACGCCCGACAGCGACGUCUUCACCUUCACCGUCUGUCUGGAAAUCAAGGAGGAUGAUGGGAAGGGCACUUUCAGUGCGGUGUCAAAAGACAAGGAUCGGCAGAGCUUCAAAUUGCGUCCGGGAAUGGACAAAAAGAUUGUGAUCUACGUGCAGCAGACGUCCAACAAGGAGCUGGCCAUCGAGAGGUGCUUCGGCCUGCUGCUGAGCCCGGGUAAAGACGUGAGGAACAGCGACAUGCACCUGCUGGACCUGGAGUCGAUGGGAAAGAGCUCGGACGGGAAGUCCUACAUCAUCACCGGGAGCUGGAAUCCCAACACGCCUCAGUUCCAGGCCGUGAACGAGGAGACGCCCAAAGAUAAGUUCAUGUACAUGACCACGGCGGUGGACCUGGUCAUCACGGAAGUGGAGGAGCCAGUGCGGUUCCUGCUGGAAACGCGGGUUCGAGUCUGUUCCCCCAGCGAGAGGCUCUUCUGGCCCUUCAGCAAGCGCAGCUACACUGAGACCUUCUACCUGAAACUCAAACAGAUGGAGAGGAAGGAUCGGAAGAGCAACACGGACACGCUGUACGAGGUGGUGAGCCUGGAGAGCGAGUCCGAGCGGGAGAAGAGGAAGACCACGGCCAGCCCCAACAUCCCGCAGUCGGCCUCCCACAGCUCCAUGGUGCCCUCGCCCCCCGAGGACGACGAAGAGGAAGACAACGACGAGCCGUUGCUUAGCGGCUCGGGGGAUGUGUCCAAGGAGUGCGCGGAGAAGAUCCUGGAGACCUGGGGUGACCUGCUGUCUAAAUGGCACCUGAACCUGGCCGUGCGGCCAAAGUCGCUCCCCGCCCUGGUCCGCAGUGGAGUCCCAGAGGCCCUCAGGGGAGAGGUGUGGCAGCUUCUGGCCGGUUGCCACAACAACGACCACCAGGUGGAAGAGUAUCGUACCCUCAUCACCAAGGAAUCUCCUCAGGACAGUGCCAUCACCAGAGACAUCAACCGGACAUUCCCGGCACACGACUACUUCAAGGACACAGGCGGCGAUGGGCAGGACUCACUGUACAAGAUCUGCAAGGCGUACUCGGUGUACGAUGAGGAGAUCGGGUACUGCCAGGGCCAGUCCUUCCUCGCCGCCGUGCUGCUGCUGCACAUGCCUGAGGAGCAGGCCUUCAGUGUGCUGGUGAAGAUCAUGUUUGAUUAUGGACUCAGGGAGCUCUUCAAACAGAAUUUUGAGGAUCUGCACUGCAAGUUCUUCCAGCUGGAACGCCUCAUGCAGGAAUACAUUCCAGACCUGUACAAUCACUUCCUCAACAUCAGCCUGGAGGCGCACAUGUACGCCUCUCAGUGGUUCCUCACCCUCUUCACCGCCAAGUUCCCCCUCUACAUGGUCUUCCACAUCAUCGACCUGCUGCUCUGCGAGGGCAUCAGUGUCAUCUUCAACGUGGCUCUGGCCUUGCUGAAGACCUCCAGGGAUGACCUGCUCCAGACCGACUUCGAGGGGGCCCUGAAAUUCUUCCGCGUCCCCGUCCCCAAGCGCUACCGAUCGGAGGAGAACGCCAAGAAGCUGAUGGAGCUGGCCUGCAGCAUGAAGAUAAGCCAGAAGAAGCUGAAGAAGUUUGAGAAGGAGUACCACACCAUGAGGGAGCAGCAGGCUCAGCAGGAGGCCCCCAUCGAGAGAUACGAGAGGGAGAACCGGAGGCUCCAGGAAGCCAACAUGCGGCUGGAGCAGGAAAACGACGACCUGGCCCACGAGCUGGUCAGCAGCAAGAUCGCGCUGCGCAAGGACCUGGACAACGCUGAGGAGAAGGCAGAUGCCCUCAACAAGGAGCUGCUGAUGACCAAGCAGAAGCUGGUGGAGUCGGAGGAUGAGAAGAGGAGACUGGAGGUGGAGUCAGGGCAGCUCAAGGAAAUGUGCCGACGGGAGCUGGACAAGUCCGAGUCGGAGAUCCGGAAGAACGGCUCCAUCAUCGGCGAGUACAAGCAGAUCUGCUCCCAGCUGAGCGAGCGUCUGGAGAAGCAGCAGACGGCCAACAGGGGAGAGCUGGAGAAGAUCCGGCAAAAGGUGGAGGGCUGUGAGAAGUGCAGCGUGCUCUUCAACAAGGAGGGCCGCCUGAAGACCGUGAGCGUGCCCAAGGAGGGCAGUGAGGAGGACACCGACGAGGAGAAGGAGGCGCUGAAGAACCAGCUGAGGGAGAUGGAGCUGGAGCUGGCCCAGACCAAGCUGCAGUUAGUGGAGGCUGAGUGCAAGAUCCAGGACCUGGAGCACCAUCUGGGUCUGGCACUGAACGAAGUCCAAGCGGCCAAGAAGACCUGGUUCAACAGGACGUUAACCUCCAUCAAGACUGUGACGGGCGCCCAGGGCAAAGAGACCACCUAACCUGGGGUCAGGGAACGAGACUGACUCCUCCCCCCUCUCCCCCACGCUGGUCAGAGGUACCGCCCACUCCUGGGACCAGAGUCAAUACUCAGUGGGGUUUUUAAAAAAGAAAAAGAAAAAGGACAAUGUUCAUUGGGUACAACCUUCCCAAACGAAAACAUACUUAAAAUAAAGAGGCUUUAACUUUAGAGGAGUCUUUAUACUACUGAUAUUUAACAGGUAAGGAA